Fukomys damarensis (Damara mole-rat) is the source of this 3051-nucleotide messenger RNA. It is a transcript of the gene Ccr7, whose product is annotated as C-C motif chemokine receptor 7. NCBI's taxonomy places the organism in Eukaryota, Metazoa, Chordata, Mammalia, Rodentia, Bathyergidae. Bases 1163 to 2344 code for a protein of 393 amino acids. The record is from RefSeq and is a predicted model, not a curated record. Gene Ontology annotation, biological process: inflammatory response; chemotaxis; immune response. Gene Ontology annotation, molecular function: chemokine (C-C motif) ligand 19 binding; chemokine (C-C motif) ligand 21 binding; C-C motif chemokine 19 receptor activity. The transcript is spliced from 3 exons. Gene Ontology annotation, cellular component: membrane.
AAGAAACGGAGGCUACUGUUAAUGAUUACCGCAUUGUCAGGCGGGAUGAUUUAAAAUGUUCUAAGAUUGGUUGCAGUGGUGGUGGGACGAUCCCGUGAAUAAACAGACAUCGCUGAACUCCACACUUUAAAAGGGUGCAUUUUAUAGCCUGGGAAUUAUAGUGCGCAAAGCUGCCAUUUUAAAAAGGAAAGGAAAUGCCAUGGGAAAAGAUCCAUCCCUGUAUCUCCCUUCCUCUCUACCUUCAUCUGUCAGCCCCAUCCAGCGGCCAGACCCACCAGAAGCUGGAGGGAAAGGAGUUUAGAAAGCAUGGUUUUCGGUGACACCAAGCAGGACAAAGCUAUAGCCAGUGCUUAGAAUUUUUUUGGUUUCCAUGGCAACCAUUUUCCUAGCUGUUGGACUUUCUUGUACCAGAAAGCAAAGUCCCCUGCCUCCGAUACCAUCCUCCACUGGAGCGGCUCCCGCUGCUGAGCAAAGAGAGAAAGUCAGAGGCAGCCGGACACGGCGGCACACACCUGUCAUCCCAGCACAGGCAAGGCUGAGGCGGGAGGAUUGUCACAAGUCUGAGGCCAGCCAGAACUAUGUAGCGAGACCCUGGCUCAAAACACACGCACAAAAAAUCACAAAUCACCCCACCAAUGAAAGAUCCCUGUGGGCAACCAGUAUGGAUAAGGCCCGUACCCACUGGCGCCCAUCAGUGGGAAGGGCCGCUGUGCCCCUCCCCGGGCUCCAGGACCUGUAAAUACAGACUCUUCAACUUUCACUUUGGGGCUGUGCUAUGGAUGCCCUGGGGCGGGCGUCCUGGGGGACCACUCCUGGGUGACCGGUGGCCCUGGUCCGGCGCUGUCUUCGUCUGGCCUCCGGUGGCUGCUGGGACAGUGGCUAUAAGCUCAGCUGACCGUGAAACUCAGAGCGAUGGGACACAGUUCUGGGCAGCCCCUCACCUAGAUUCUGGGGGUUUUCGAAUGUAAAUGAACGGGUGAUUCACAAUCCUAUGACCAGCGGGUGGGGCUGUCACUCUGUCACUUUCUCAUAGCCCUGUGCCUUCCGCGCGAGGUGCAGGCUCGGAGGGGUGGAGCAGGGUGGGAGGGGUAGGCGAGGGUGGCUAACGGCGCAUCUUAAAAGGGGCUCAGGGCCACUUCCUCCCCAGACAGGGGAGCCGGGGAUGCGGGCACAGCCUUCCUGUGUGGUGACAGCAGUCAACAGUGUCAUGGGCCCCGGGAAACCAAUGAAAAGCCUGCUGGUGGUGGCUCUGCUCGUCGCUUUCCAGGUGUGCCUGUGCCAGGAUGAGGUCACGGAGGACUACAUCGACGAGAACACCACGGUGGACUACACUUUGUUCGAGACCGUGUGCUUCAAGAAGGACGUGCGGAGCUUCAAGGCCUGGUUCCUGCCGGUCAUGUACUCGGCCAUCUGCUUCGUGGGCCUGCUGGGCAACGGGCUGGUGGUGCUGACCUACGUCUACUUCAAGCGGCUCAAGACCAUGACCGACAUGUACCUGCUGAACCUGGCCAUGGCGGACAUCUUCUUCCUGCUGACCCUGCCCUUCUGGGCCUACAGCGCGGCUGCGUCCUGGGUCUUCGGGGUCUCUCUGUGCAAGAUCAUCUUCAGCAUCUACAAGACGAGCUUCUUCAGCGGCAUGCUGCUGCUGCUCUGCAUCAGCCUCGACCGCUACGUGGCCAUCGUGCAGGCCGUGUCCGCCCACCGCCACCGCGCCCGCGUCUUCCUCAUCAGCAAGCUGUCCUGCGUGGGCAUCUGGGUGGCGGCCACGCUGCUGUCCAUCCCGGAGAUGAUGUACAGCGGCCUGCAGAGGAGCAGCACGGAGCAGGUACAGCGCUGCUCGCUGCUUUUCGACCAGGUGGAGUCCCAGAUCAUCAUCCAGGUGGCGCAGAUGGUGUUCGGCUUCCUGCUGCCCCUGCUGGCCAUGAGCUUCUGCUACCUCGUCAUCGUCAGCACCCUACUCCAGGCGCGCAACUUUCAGCGCAACAAGGCCAUCAAGGUGAUCAUCGCCGUGGUCGUGGUCUUCGUGGUCUUCCAGAUGCCCUACAACAGCGUGGUCCUGGCGCAGACGGUGGCCAACUUCAACAUCACCGGCACCAGCUGCAAGCUCAGCAAGCAGCUGGACAUCGCCUACGACGUCACCUACAGCCUGGCCUCCGUGCGCUGCUGCGUCAACCCCUUCCUGUACGCCUUCAUUGGCGUCAAGUUCCGCAACGACCUCUUCAAACUCUUCAAGGACGUGGGCUGCCUCAGCCAGGAGCGGCUGCGACAGUGGUCUUCCUGCCGGCACGCGCGCCGGGCCUCCAUGAGCACAGAAGCCGAGACCACCACCACCUUCUCUCCCUAGGGCCCCUCCGGCCGGACGGGAAGCCCUCUCUCCCAGGAGCAAAAGCAAGGACUUGGGACACCCCCAAAAGCUGCCGCGGGAGAGCAGUUCUGUUACCCCGAGACUGAGCGAAACCCUAGCUACCUCAACCCGGGCCGGAAAGAGAAGCCGGCCCCACAGCAAGGCCCCGUCCACGGACGGGGGGACGGGGCUGGGGAGCGGUAGGGCCGGCUGGAGCAAGGGACCUCUGGCCUCUGACCCCCUCCUGCUGUGGAGAAGAGGUCCCCCCAGGCAGAGUCCAGGGCGGGAAACCAGGCUUCGCCCCAAAGCCAAGACGGUCGAGGUGGAGGAAAGGGCCACGGGCCAACGCUGCAUCCCUUCCUCCGCUGCUCUUUCCACGGCUGUCCGCGCCAGCAGGCGCCCUCCGAACGCUCCUGUCCGCACAGCCGCCCCUCCUGGCUCUGCUUCCUGUGGGCCAGGCCAGCUGCUCGCCUAACCCAAGGCCCACGUUCCCAGGCAGGGAUCCAGAGCGGGGUGGCGUGCCGUCGGUCUCGGCCGUGCCAGAGGAGUGCAGAGGAGGGCAGGGAGGACAUUUGGGGGAUGGGGGGCGCGUGCUGGCUGCCAAAGGCCAGUGAGCUCUGUGCUCUCCGUGAUGGAACAGAAAAGCACCCCUCCGUUUCUGCUUCCAGUUCAUGGAGAGAGUACACCUUAUUCAUACACAAAUAAAG